ACCGCCAGCUCUGCAGCAGCUCCGCACUGAGGAGACAGGAGCAGGCUGUGGGCCCUGUCUUCCUCAGCUCAUCUCAGGAGCCUCAGAAGCCUGACUCAUGUCUAUCUACAUCUGUCCACUCAGCUCAAAACAGGCCCCUGGAGCCCUGGGGUCAGGGCAUUGCCUCCUGAGGUCUUAGGUGCAAAGCUGACAUCCUCUCUGGGGAGUUCGGCAGACCUUACCCAGUUGUAGUCAGACUCCAGGCUACAGUUUCUCUGUGGAGAGAGGAGACCUAGAGAAGGCAAGUCCUGGAGACAGACCCAAAGGCGCCUCUGGCGACCCACAGCUGCUUGGGAGGAACCCACUCAGUGUGUGUGUGUGUGUGUGUGUGUGUGGAGGCGGGGGUGGGGGGAAGUGAAGGGCCCAAAGGCAGGAAGAGGAUUCCUGGAGCAGAGACGGGGUAGGGAGUGUCAACCAGCCACUGAGACCCUUCUGUACCUGAUGGUCUCCACUUCCAUCUCCCAACUUCUCUGAGCCAUGCUCCGAAUCAGAGGAAACAGUUGUCCCAUGGGCCAGAUCAAAGAUGUAUUAUUCACUUCAGCUGACAUGGUGCUUAAAAAAAAGAGUCUAACCCAAAUGUUUUAAAUUGUGGGGUUUUACAUUAAAACCUUUCUUGGACAAUGAAUCUGGCUGCACCGCACCCAUCUUCCCACAUGGCAACAUGGGCUGGAGUCAGGGGCAUGACCUUUGAGACACCCCAGUCCCACAGUUCCUAUCACCCCCCACCACCACCACCACCUACCUGCCUGGCCCCUGAAGACAUCCGAGUUCCAACCCCGUAGACACAACUUGACUCUAUGGCCUUACUCUUCAGCCCCUGCCCACCCAGUACCGGGGGGCCCUGGGGUAGGGGGCCUAGCCUGGGUGAUGUUGGCAAGGCUGGGAGCAAGAGAAGUUGGGGGCAUUAGGAUAAAAACUCAGGUGCCUCUUCCAGUCCCGUUUUUUGCAAACAGCUGUUCCCCCCAGUGACCUGGUUUGGCUAAGAGUUGGUCAGGGGUCAAACCCCUGACUUCCUGGUGCAAACCUAGGGGAAGGUACAGGCACAUUUCCUCUGCCUGCAUGAGCCAGCGGGCUCCUUGGUGCCUAAUGGGGCAGCUGCAUUUGGCCAAAAGGGCAACUGAGCGGUAGAAAUGGUCCUCCCCCGGCACUGGGGCAGCUGCCCACAUCCGCACAGCCCUUUGGGGAGGUCCAGCUCCCCCAACCACCUCCUGGGUCACAUCUGAGGAAAAGAAUCAAAACCUACUUUGUCUUUAGCCCCCUGGCCUUCUAGGAAAAGACCCUGUAAGAGAUUCGGAGGCGACAGUUUGCUCCCUUCAUUGUGAGCGGAGACGCUGGUGCUGCAAUGGAAGAGACAAGAAAUGAGGAGCAAACGGGGGAGGGAGGUGGAAAAAUUAAAUUCUGCGUGAUCAGCAAGGUUUCAAACAAUCGCUCGCCAACUGAAGUGGGUGCCACGUCUAUAAGUCAUUCUGUUUUAUAGACCAUUAGGAUCUCCAGAGAGAACCUGCAUGGAGACCACUGCUUUUUGUUGAAAUUAAAAUGUCAGAGAAAAAGAAAUAGAACAAAACAGGGAAUCUGCAAUUAAUUACCAGGCCAUAAAAAUUCAAUAAUCAGGAGGCAGAGCGGCCGCGGGCCCAGAGGUAUCAGAGCCAGCGUAACAAGAAUGGAAUACAUUAAUCUUUUCAAAUUAGUUUUUUAAUCUGACGGGGAUAUAUGGUGACAUGCCUCCCCUUCCCGUCUGCCCCCUCCUUCCCCCACUCUGCGGGCUUCGGCCUGAAGCCAGGCUGCUGGAAGGAGGUUCUGGUGUCCAAACCUGGACCCCGAGUCGGCAGAGUAGGGCCUGCAGCCCCAGCUGAGCCCAGGGUCCACAUGCCGGCGGGCCUGGUGGAGGGGCCCCAGCAGCGGUACCAGAAAUGCACUUCUUGGGGGGUCUGGUUCUGGCUGGGGCCCAGUGCGUAGAAGAGCCCAUAGGCGUGCUUCCACUCUGGCCAGCGGGUCAGAGGGUUUAAGAAAGCAAGAGGGUCUAGGAGUAAGCACCGGCUCUCUGAGCUUACGUGUCCUUAUCUGGAAAAUGGGAAUAAUACAAUAUCACUGGCUCACAGGGACCCCUGGUGCUCAAUAAAAGGCCCCCACUGUUACUAUUUUUACUGUCUAGACUGGCUGCUCAGACAGCAAGGAGCCCGAAGCACGGCCAGCACACUAUUCAGAGAGCAUUUAUUUAGCACUUGCUGUGUGCUCAAGCUCUGGGGGAGACGAGACGAGCAGCCUCAGUCCUUACCCUGGAGAAUGUGACUUGAAGUCACGUCAGAGAAACAUUUACAGGGCAAGCAGGAUAAGAGGAUGUAAAGGCAAGGCGGAAGGAGCAUCUCCUCGGAGCCGCCUGGGAAGUGGGAGAAGCCCGACAGCCCGGUCGUGGGCCCACUCAGCCCUCAGGCUCAUCCCCGGCGGCGGCGGAAGAGCAGGCUCCUCUCUCACACCUCCGGCCUGCGGGGCGCCGGCUGAUGGGUCUGAUUAGAGGCCCUGCCCUCGGCUCCCGGAGCCCCGCUCCAGAACUGGGCCUCCUCCGGCGUCACCGGCCAAGGCCCAGGGUCCCGGCAGUCAGUCUAGUGCUCCAAGUUUCUCUCCAGCUCAACCUGCUCUGCAUCCUCAGCCACGCAGCUCGCUCUCUCGCUGACCACCCCCACACCACCACCAAGCUGCUGAGCCCCGCCUGGGGAGCCCUCGGUGGAGCUCUCGUUUGGUCAGAGUGGUGAGUAACUGGGCUGUCCCCACGGGAUAGCUGCAGAGCAGCAGCAGGGUGACCUUCUGCCCUUUGGACUGUGACUCCUUUUAAGUGUAGCCCACCAAGUGCUGGGCCCUGUAGAAGUCCUUCACCUGGAUUUUCUCAUUUCAUCCCCUGGGAUGUCGGGACCAUUAAUAACCCCAUUUUACAGAACAGGAAAUUAUGACGCUGGGGUUCUUCACCAGUUCUGUGUGUCCCGUGGUCCCCGAAUCCAGCUUCACUAAGAAUACAAGCCAGGACAGCUUCUCCCACCUCCUCCAGAGUUUGGCACACAGUAGGUGUCCAAUCAAUGCUCACUGGAUAAUGUCCCUGAAGAACAGCGUGCCUUACCUGCCCUCCAAUCGCUUUCCUCCCCAAGAUGACUUCACUCCAACCUAUAACAGCAGCUGCCAUUUAUUGAGCACCUACUGUGUGCCAGGCUGCGGGAUCUGGUGUCUUUACAAUAAGACUGUGAUCCCCGCUUUACACAAAGGAAACUGAGGCUCAGAGAGACUGAUGGGCCCAAGAUCUCACACCCAUGACAGGAUUCUAAGGACAUCGUCUCAGCGUCCCAUCAACCUGACCUGCCCCAGAGCUUCCCAGCCCACCUCUGGUUGUGUCCCCCGAAACCCACUCCUUCAACCUGCUACCCUUGGUCACCUCCCCCAAAGGCCUCGUCUGACUCUCAGUUCUUCUCAGGGGCUCCUUUAAUUUCUAUCACUUUGUACUCGUUACUAUCCUGUUACACUGACGGCGCACGCACCCUCCCACACACGCCCCAGGGGGCGUCUCAGUAGAAAUGGUAGAGCGGAGGAAGAAGGAUAUCAAAAAUUUCCUCCCUGACCCAGGUCCCCAGACCGUGCUCCCUUGCCAGGCGAAGUUCCAAGCGCGGCCACCAGAUGGCGCCCGGCUCGCUUGGGCAGGGUUUGCAGUAAGGCCGUGGAGCCGCCAGAUGGAGCUCGAGACCGCAGCUCCGCGGGCAGUACCCAGACAAGGCGGACCAGCGAGAGAGCCCAAGGGUCCCAGUGCGGUCUGGGUAGCCCUAGCGCAAGUGACCUUGCCGCCGCCGCCGCCGCCUCCUGCCCGCACCAUGAUCCAGCCCAUGCCCCGGCUCUCUGUGCCUGCUGCGCUGGCCCUGGGCUCGGCCGCUCUGGGUGCCGCCUUCGCUACCGGCCUCUUCCUGGGGAGACGGUGCUCUCCAUGGCGAUCUCGGCGAGAGAAGCGCCUGCUGCCCCCUGAGGACAGCCCCCUGUGGCAGUAUCUGCUGAGCCGCUCCAUGCGCGAGCAUCCGGCGCUGCGGAGCCUGCGGCUGCUGACUCUGGAGCAGCCGCAGGGGGAUUCGAUGAUGACCUGUGAACAGGCCCAGCUUCUGGCCAACCUGGCGCGGCUCAUUAAGGCCAAGAAGGCGCUGGACUUAGGAACUUUCACAGGCUACUCAGCCCUAGCAUUGGCCCUGGCGCUGCCGCCGGCCGGCCGUGUGGUGACCUGCGAGGUGAACCCGGGGCCCCCAGAGCUAGGGCGGCCCCUGUGGAGGCAGGCUGAGGAGGAACACAAGAUCGAUCUUCGGUUGAAGCCCGCCCUGGAGACUCUGGACGAGCUCCUGGCUGCGGGUGAGGCCGGCACCUUCGAUGUGGCCGUGGUGGACGCCGACAAGGAGAACUGCACCGCCUACUACGAGCGGUGCCUGCAGCUGCUGCGACCGGGAGGCGUCCUAGCUGUCCUCAGUGUAAGGGAUCUAGGGGAGGGAUCCUCUGGGGCAAGGUGUUUCCCCUUGGCUCCUCCCUGUACCCCGCCCCCCAAACCCUUCCCAGUACUCAUGUCAGCCCCUCCCUCAAGGUAUUCCAGCGAGUCCCCAGGCUUUCCCACCUCCAGCCCUCACCCCGCCUCCUGCUUAGGCAGCUCCCUCCGAAACCCCCAUGGUGCCCCGCCCCUCCGCAGGUUCUCUGGGAAGGAGAGGUGUUGCAGCCUCAGCCGCGGGACCCGGAUGCCCAGUGUGUGCGCAACUUAAAUGAGCGCAUCCUGCGGGAUGCCAGGGUCCACAUCAGCCUCCUGCCUCUGGGCGACGGCCUCACCUUGGCCUUUAAGAUCUAAGAUUGGGACCUGGGGA
This is a messenger RNA of Hipposideros armiger (great roundleaf bat), 4904 nucleotides long. RefSeq names its product catechol-O-methyltransferase domain containing 1 (gene COMTD1). The transcript is spliced from 6 exons. The coding region runs from base 3597 to 4805 and encodes 402 amino acids. Gene Ontology annotation, molecular function: S-adenosylmethionine-dependent methyltransferase activity; O-methyltransferase activity. Lineage: Eukaryota; Metazoa; Chordata; Mammalia; Chiroptera; Hipposideridae. The record is from RefSeq and is a predicted model, not a curated record.